UUUUUUGUUUAAAAAUCCGAAUUAAAUUUGAAGAGAUUUUUGGAUAAGCACAAAAGAAACAACUCUCUCCUUUGUAGUUAUAAUCUUUCGGAAUUUUGGUUAGACAAAAAGCGAAAUAGUACACAAAAUUGCUGGUGUGUAUAGAGAGACAAUUCCGGAACAGACAGUUUUUAUUUUAUUUUUAAUUUGGUUAGACAAAAAGUGAGAGAGUACACAACAAUAGGCAUUCAUAAGAGAGAGACAAUUCCGGAACAGACAUUUUUUAUUUUUCUUUUAGGUGUAGUAAUAUUUUAUUCUUCUCACUACGCGAACCUUUACGUUCUCCUCUAUUAAAAUUAACUCCACAACAAGUUGAUAGCAAUAACAAUACUCGUAAAGGAUUAAUUCAUUCACUAGCAGACUUUGUUUGUGGAGGUUUUCUUGGUGGAUGUAUCUCAACUUUAUUUUAUCCAAUCAAUGUUGUGAAGAAUAGAAUGCAGUCAAGUGUUUGUGCAGAAUUUAUUUCUUCCUGGCUUGUUCUAAAAACAAUAAUGACUGAAAGAGAUGGAUCAAUACGUGCUUUGUAUCGUGGUGCUCAAUUAAAUUUUUCAAGAUCGGUUUUAACAUGGGGUAUAACAAAUUCAGUUUAUGGAUUUUUAAUUAGAGAAUUUUUUUGA
Molecule: messenger RNA, 656 nt
Organism: Meloidogyne enterolobii
Lineage: Eukaryota; Metazoa; Nematoda; Chromadorea; Rhabditida; Meloidogynidae
Source: the annotation of a GenBank genome assembly